Acanthopagrus latus (yellowfin seabream) is the source of this 2906-nucleotide messenger RNA. RefSeq names its product outer spore wall assembly protein SHE10-like. The coding region runs from base 18 to 2201 and encodes 727 amino acids. The transcript is spliced from 2 exons. NCBI's taxonomy places the organism in Eukaryota, Metazoa, Chordata, Actinopteri, Spariformes, Sparidae. Gene Ontology annotation, molecular function: GTP binding. The record is from RefSeq and is a predicted model, not a curated record.
GACAAAAAUUCAAGUUUAUGGUGAGCCUUUUUGGACAAGAUGCUUUGAAACACUCAAUGCUCAUCUUAACACAAAAUGAUAGGGGAGAGAAUUCCUCAGUGAAGCAACUUGCCCAAGACUGUGGACAAAGGCAGCAACGAAUCUACUUGGAUGAAAACCAUUUUCCUGACCAUGAUCUUCAAGAAUUAAUUAAAAGAAUGGAAGCAAUAGUGAGUGAAAACAGGGGACAACAUUUAAACUUUACUGAAGAGACUGAUCCUGUGGUAGCACUUGAACAUCCGCAACCUCCUCUAAACUCUGUACUGUCUGGGAGACAUGGAGCCUGGAAGAAUUCUGCAGCUAAUUCUCCUCUAAUCAAGGAACUCUCUGUGGAAAAGGACGGAGCAGUGGGAGGUAGAAGCUUCACAAAAGACGUAUAUCCUAAGACUCCAGCAGUUACAAGACAUGCCUCUUUUUUAGAUGCAGAGCAUUCUGGACAUCAGGUUCCAAAAACGAUGCAGAGAAGAGCUUCUGUCAGGAGGAUGCAGAGUAGAGAGUCUCCAAAGAUGGGGCAGAGGCAAGAUUUUUCACCAUUGAUGCCGAGUACAAAGUUCUCCAACAUGGAGCAGAGUAGAGAAUGUCUCAGGAUGGUGCUGAUAGGGAAGACUGGUUGUGGAAAGAGUGCCACUGCUAACACCAUUUUGGGCAGAGAAUGUUUCACUUCUAAAGUCUGUCAAGAGUCAGUGACCAGGCAUUGCCAAAAAGAAAAGGGAGAAAUUGACGGGCGAUCUAUCACCGUAGUUGACACCCCUGGCUUGUCUGACACAACUCUGUCCAAUGAUGAAGUUCUAAAGGAGCUUGUGAAAUGCAUCAACAUGUUGGCUCCUGGACCCCAUGUGUUCUUAUUAGUGCUGCAGAUUGGCCGCUUUACACAGGAGGAAAAAGACACUGUGGAGCUUAUCAAGGAGACUUUCGGUAAGAAAUCACAAGACUUCAUCAUUAUUAUUUUCACCAGAGGAGAUGAUCUUAUAAAACAAACAAUACAGAGUUACAUAGGGGAAACAAAGGGCGACAUUCACCGACUAACAACUGAAUGUGGAGGAAGAUACCAGGUCUUCAACAACAAAGAUCAGGAGAAUCGUUCUCAAGUCAGCGAGCUGUUGACGAAGAUUGAGUCAAUGGUGAAGAAAAAUGGUGGAAGCUACUACACCUCAGAAAUGUUCAGAGAGGCGGAGGCAGCAGUACAAAAACAAACAAAGAAGAUCAUGGAGGAGAAAGAACCAAAGAUACAGAUGGAGCAGAGGCAGCUUGAGCAAAAAUAUCAAGAAGAAAUGCAAAAGAAGAAAGACAGAAUGGCGGAAGUAAUAAGUACAUUUGAUGGUGAUGAGGGAGCCAAAACAGUUGAAGAAAAGGUGGCAAGCAUAGAGAAGCAGCAGGAAAUGACAAAGAGAGAAACAGAAAACAGAAAAGAGGAGGACAGAAAGAAGAAAAGGCAGGAGGAAAUUAAACGACAUGAGUGGGACUGUAAACUUGAAUCUCUGGAAAAAGAACUUAAAUGUGGAAGAGAAAGAAAGGCAAACGCUUACAGGAUAUUAAUACAGAGUAGAGAAAACAUGAGAAGAGAACGCGAGGCUUGGGAGCAGGAAAGAAGGGAAUGGUGGGAAGAACGAUAUCGAGAAGAGGAACUGAGACGAGAGGAGGAGCAAACAAGACUGAAAAAGCUCAGAGAAGCUUAUGACCAGGAACUGGAAAUAUAUGAAAACAAAAGAAAAGAAGAUACCAGACACAAAAAAGAGCAGGAGGAAAGAGAACUGAAAGUAGUAGAAGAAAUCUACAAAAGGAAACUGGAGGAAUUAAGAAGGAAACAUGAAGAAGAGGCCAGAAAGGAAGCCGAGGAAUGUUCUGAGUUCAGACACAUAUAUAGCAACGAUAUUUCAGCUGAGGUGGAAAAGUACGAAAAGGAAAUAGAGACUCUAAAGCAAGUGACACAAAAACACAAGGAACAGGUGAUAGAACGGCUGUGCAGAACCAAAGCCUACCAGAAAGACUUUCAUAAAUUAAAGAAAAGACAAGAAAAAGAAAUGAAUGAGCUGAAAUUGAGAAACUAUGACAACAGAGUAAAUCUGAGUGAAGACAUGAAUGAGCUGAAGACACAACAUGAGCUGGAAAUAGAUCACUGGAUACAGGAAAAUGUGGGAAAAGCUAAUUGUCCAAUUCUAUGAGAUAUUUCAUUCAUGGUACAGUUUCAGCUGUAACAUAUGUUUUGGCAUCCAUAGUCGGCCAUUAUUGAGUUAUUCAGCCACCAUUUCUUUAUCUAACCAAUGUCAAACAAAGGUAACAAUAAGAUAAUAUGUAUAGUCUUAAGUGCAACUGUCUGAACAGAUACACUUGUCUAUGUAGUGGGUGCAUUUUACCACGUCAUUUCUUAUAUAGGAACAUGUGAUAAAAGCCAUAGAUGACACUUAUUGAUACACUGAUGCAUUUAAUGAGAAGUUUUAUUUUUAGUACAGUUUCAGCUGUAAAACUGUAGAAUAGUGUUUUGCUUUGUUUUUGUACAUAUCUGUGAACAGCUACAUUUAUCAUGUUAUUUGUAGAACUGAGGUUUAAUUGAUUAUAAUGGCAAAUUAAGUUGAACUUCUUGCAUUUUCAUCAGAGCUGCAACUAACCAACUAGCAGCCACCUGCACAGUGCCAUCUAGAUUUUAUUUUCCUUUUUUUCACUCAAUCACUCCCACAGCGACAGUGGGAUCAAUGAAGUUUGUAAAUAUUUUUUAUAUUUUUCAUUCUUUAGUUCAGUUAUGCUUAUGAUUUCAGGAGGUUAAUACUGUAUAUGUCAUUCAUCAUCACAUUUUAUGCAAACCAGGGGGCCUUAAUUCCUUGUAAACAUAAACAUUUCUAAAAUGUGUGAUUAAAGUGCUUGAGCUGUUA